Messenger RNA from Carcharodon carcharias (great white shark), 13822 nucleotides. RefSeq names its product collagen alpha-3(VI) chain-like. Lineage: Eukaryota; Metazoa; Chordata; Chondrichthyes; Lamniformes; Lamnidae. The record is from RefSeq and is a predicted model, not a curated record. The coding region runs from base 182 to 13147 and encodes 4321 amino acids. The transcript is spliced from 24 exons.
AAUGAGUAGGUUGAUCUUCGAGCUCAUUAUUUGUCUCCUCUGUAGGCAUGAACACAAAUGAAUAGUACAGUGUACAGAAGAAGCAUUGAGUGAGAACACAUUCUGUAUAUGAUAAGGACAGUUCCAUUCUACAAGCGCUUCCUCAGCUGUGCACAGCCAAUGGUUUAUUCCAGCAACAAAAAUGAAUCUCUCCAAGUCCCUGCUGGCUGUCUAUGGUCUGAUUCUUUCACUCUUUGUCAUUGAUUCCUUUCAACAAGCCAGGAAGAGAGAUAUAGUCUUCCUAAUCGAUGGUUCGUCUGGAAUGGGAAGAUCAUUUCUUCAAAUCCGCAAUUUUCUUACGAAAGUAAUCCAGGAGCUCGAUAUUGGACCUGACAAAAAUCAGAUUGCUGUUGUACAAUACAGUUCAAACCCAAGACUUGAAUUUGGUCUCAAUAGUCAUUCAACAAAAAAUGAGGUUUUGGAUGCAAUAAAAAAGCUGAGAUUGAAAGCAGGAAGACCCCUCAACACUGGUGCUGCACUGGACUAUGUCACAAGGAAUGUCUUCACUCCAUCUGCAGGGGGUAGGGGCGAUGCUGGAGCUUCACAAAUCCUGGUGCUCAUCACUGCUGGGAAAUCCAGAGAUGAUGUUGGACAGGUAGCAGAUGCAAUGAAACGGGCUGGGAUAGUGCCCAUUGCUAUCGGGGCCAAGAGUGCAGACAUGUCGGAGCUACAUCAGAUAGUUUCUAAUCCUGAUUCUGUUUGGAAACUGGGAGAUUUCCAGGAAUUGCAAACUAUUCAACAAGACCUAAUCUCUAAAGUUAGAGCAGAGUUUGAGAUUGAAGAACUAAUUCCUCCUCCUGAAGUUACACCUGAAGCCGUGAACAAGAGAGAUAUUGUGUUCCUGAUUGAUGAAUCAGAUUAUAUUGGAAAUUCAAAUCUACCACCUGUCCGUGACUUUAUCAUAAGAAUAAUUGAGAACCUCGAUAUUGGAAGUGACAGAGUGCGAGUUGGGUUGGUACUGUACAGUGAUAUUGCAGAAACUGAGUUUUAUCUAAACACCAACUCAAGAAAGGAUGAACUUCUGUCUCUCCUGAGAUUGCUCAGAUUUAAAGGUGGCACAACGCUUAACACUGGCAAAGCGUUGGACUUUGUCCUCAGACACCACUUCACCAGAUCUGCAGGCAGCAGAAGGGAGCAAGGUGUUCCCCAGAUUUUAGUGCUCAUCACUGGUGGGAGGUCUGGAGGUGAUAUCAAAGCAUCUGCUGAUGCACUGAAGCAGGCUGCUAUAAUAACCUUUACUAUUGGAGCCAGGAAUGCAGAUCCAGCACAACUAAAAGAGAUGGCAUUUGAACCCAGUUUGGCCUUCAAUGUAAGGCAUUUCUACUCUCUAUCGAACCUACAGCAACAGGUAAUGACAUCAUUACAAAAGCUGCGUGUUCAAUCGGUACCUAUUGAAGAGGCAACAGUUCCUAUCGAUGGGCCACUGGUUACCAGUACCAAAGUUUCUACAUCGAGGAAGAGAGAUAUAGUCUUCCUAAUCGAUGGUUCUCCUGGAAUGGGAAGAUCAUUUCUUCAAGUCCGUGAGUUUCUUAACAAAGUAAUCCAGGAGCUCGAUAUUGGACCUGACAAAGAUCAAGUUGCUGUGGUACAAUACAGUUCAAACCCAAGACUUGAAUUUGGUCUCAAUAGUCAUUCAACUAAAGAUGAGGUUUUGGAUGCAAUAAAAAAGCUGAGAUUGAAAACAGGAAGACCCCUCAACACUGGUGCUGCACUGGACUACGUCACAAGGAAUGUCUUCGCUCCAUCUGCAGGGAGUAGGAGCGAAGCUGGAGCUUCACAAAUCCUGGUGCUCAUCACUGCUGGGAAAUCCAGAGAUGAUGUUGGACAGGCAGCAGAUGCAGUGAAACGGGCUGGGAUAGUGCCCAUUGCUAUUGGGGCCAAGAGUGCCGACAUGUCGGAGCUCCAACAGAUAGUGUCUAAUCCUGAUUCUGUUUUGAAACUGGGAGAUUUCAAGGAAUUGCAAACUAUUCAACAAGAACUACUCUCUAAAGUUAGAGCAGUGUUUGUAAUUGAAGAACCAAUUAAUCUUACUGAAGUUCUACCAAAGGAAAUGAGUGAGAGAGACAUUGUGUUCCUUAUUGAUGGAUCAGACAAUGUUGGAAACACAAAUUUACCUUUUGUCCGUGAUUUUAUGACAAGAAUCAUUCAGAAUCUGGCCAUUGGAAGUGACAAGGUGCAUGUAGGCCUGGCACAGUACAGUGAUGACACAGAUGUUGAGUUCUAUCUAAACACUUAUUCAUCAGAAGCUGAACUUCUGUCUCAUAUCAGAAGUCUCAGACUGAGAGGGGGAACAACAGUCAACACUGGUUCAGCAUUGGACUUUGCCAUUAAAUACUAUUUUACUAGUUCUGCAGGAAGCCGAAUAAAAGAAAAUGUUCCUCAGUUUUUGGUGCUCGUUACUGGUGGAAGGUCCAGCGAUGAUGUGGAAGCACCAGCAGAUGCAUUGAAGCGAGCUGCAGUAAUGACCUUUGCUGUUGGAGUCAAGCAUCCAGACCCAGCACAGCUAAAAGAGAUUGCAAUUGACCCAAGUUUACUCUUCAAUGUAAAGGAAUUCCACUCUCUGUCAGAUAUACAGAAUCAGAUGAUGGUACCAUUGACAACGCUGACUGUUCCAACAGUAAUUAUUGAAGAACCAACAAUAAAACCUGAAGAGGAAUCUGUCCUUCCUACAGAAGCUUUAGCAGUCAAGAAGACAGAUAUAGUCUUCCUAAUUGAUGGUUCUCCUGGAAUGGGAAGAUCAUUUCUUCAAGUCCGUGAGUUUCUUAAUAAAAUGAUCCAGGAGCUCGAUAUUGGACCUGACAAAGAUCAAGUUGCUGUGGUACAAUACAGUUCAAACCCAAGACUUGAAUUUGGUCUCAAUAGUUAUUCAACUAAAGAUGAGGUUUUGGAUGCAAUAAAAAAGCUGAGAUUGAAAACAGGAAGACCCCUCAAUACUGGUGCUGCACUGGACUAUGUCACAAGGAAUGUCUUCGCUCCAUCUGCAGGGAGCAGGAGUGAAGCAGGAGCUUCACAAAUCCUGGUGCUUAUCACUGCUGGGAAAUCCAUAGAUGAUGUUGGACAGGCAGCAGAUGCAGUGAAAUGGGCUGGGAUAGUGCCCAUUGCUAUCGGUGCCAAGAGUGCAGACACGUUGGAGCUCCAACAGAUAGUGUCUAAUCCUGAUUCUGUUUUGAAACUGGGAGAUUUCAAGGAAUUGCAAACUAUUCAACAAGAACUACUCUCUAAAGUUAGAGCAGAGUUUGUGAUUGAAAAACCAAUUCCUCCUACUGAAGUUCUACCAAAGGAAAUGAGUGAGAGAGACAUUGUGUUCCUUAUUGAUGGAUCAGACAAUGUUGGAAACACAAAUUUACCUUUUGUCCGUGAUUUUAUGACAAGAAUCAUUCAGAAUCUGGCCAUUGGAAGUGACAAGGUGCGUGUAGGCCUGGCACAGUACAGUGAUGACACAGAAGCUGAGUUCUAUCUAAAUACUUAUUCAUCAGAAGCUGAACUUCUGUCUCAUAUCAGAAGUCUCGGGCUGAGAGGGGGGACAACAGUCAACACUGGUUCAGCAUUGGACUUUGCCAUUAAAUACUAUUUUACUAGUUCUGCAGGAAGCCGAAUAAAAGAAAAUGUUCCUCAGUUCUUGGUGCUCGUUACUGGUGGAAGGUCCAGCGAUGAUGUGGAAGCACCAGCAGAUGCAUUGAAGCGAGCUGCAAUAAUGACCUUUGCUGUUGCAAUCAAGCAUCCAGACCCAGCACAGCUAGAAGAGAUUGCAAUUGACCCAAGUUUGAUCUUCAAUGUAAAGGAAUUCCACUCUCUGUCAGAUAUACAGAAUCAGAUGAUGGUACCAUUGACAACACUGACUGUUCCAACAGUAAUUAUUGAAGAACCAACAAUAAAACCUGAAGAGGAACCUGUUCCUCCUACAGAAGCUUCAGCAGUCAGGAAGAGAGAUAUCACCUUCCUAAUCGAUGGUUCUCCUGGAAUGGGAAGAUCAUUUCUUCAAGUCCGUGAGUUUCUUAAUAAAGUAAUCCAGGAGCUCGAUAUUGGACCUGACAAAGAUCAAGUUGCUGUGGUACAAUAUAGUUCGAGCCCAAGACUUGAAUUUGGUCUCAAUAGUCAUUCAACUAAAGAUGAGAUUUUUGAUGCAGUAAAAAAGCUGAGACUGAAAACAGGAAGACCCCUCAACACUGGUGCUGCACUGGACUAUGUCACAAGGAAUGUCUUCACUCCAUCUGCAGGGAGCAGGAACGACGCUGGAGCUUCACAAAUCCUGGUGCUCAUCACUGCUGGGAAAUCCAGAGAUGAUGUUGGACAGGCAGCAGAUGCAAUGAAACGGGCUGGGAUAGUGCCCAUUGCUAUUGGGGCCAAGAGUGCCGACACGUUGGAGCUCCAACAGAUAGUGUCUAAUCCUGAUUCUGUUUUGAAACUGGGAGAUUUCCAGGAAUUGCAAACUGUUCAACAAGAACUACUCUCUAAAGUUAGAGCAGAGUUUGUGAUUGAAGAACCAAUUCCUCCUCCUGAAGUUCUACCAAAGGAAAUGAGUGAGAGAGACAUUGUGUUCCUUAUUGAUGGAUCAGACAAUGUUGGAAACACAAAUUUACCUUUUGUCCGUGAUUUUAUGGCAAGAAUCAUUCAGAACCUGGCCAUUGGAAGUGACAAGGUGCGUGUAGGCCUGGCACAGUACAGUGAUGACACAGAAGCUGAGUUCUAUCUAAACACUUAUUCAUCAGAAGCUGAACUUCUGUCUCAUAUCAGAAGUCUCGGACUGAGAGGGGGGACAACAGUCAACACUGGUUCAGCAUUGGACUUUGCCAUUAAAUACUAUUUUACUAGUUCUGCAGGAAGCCGAAUAAAAGAAAAUGUUCCUCAGUUCUUGGUGCUCGUUACUGGUGGAAGGUCCAGUGAUGAUGUGGAAGCACCAGCAGAUGCAUUGAAGCGAGCUGCAGUAAUGACCUUUGCUGUUGGAGUCAAGCAUCCAGACCCAACACAGCUAGAAGAGAUUGCAAUUGACCCAAGUUUAAUCUUCAAUGUAAAGGAAUUCCACUCUCUGUCAGAUAUACAGAAUCAGAUGAUGGUACCAUUGAUAACGCUGACUGUUCCAACAGUAAUUAUUGAAGAACCAACAAUAAAACCUGAAGAGGAACCUGCCCCUCCUACAGAAGCUAUGAAAAGAGAUAUUGUCUUCCUAAUCGAUGGCUCUUCUGGAAUGGGGAGAUCAUUUCUUCAGGUCCGUGAGUUUCUUAAUAAAGUAAUCCAGGAGCUCGAUAUUGGACCUGACAAAGAUCGAGUUGCUGUGGUACAAUACAGUUCAAACCCAAGACUUGAAUUUGGUCUCAAUAGUCAUUCAACUAAAGAUAAGGUUUUGGAUGCAAUAAAAAAGCUGAGAUUGAAAACAGGAAGACCCCUCAACACUGGUGCUGCACUGGACUAUGUCACAAGAAAUGUCUUCACUCCAUCGGCAGGGAGCAGGAGCGACGCUGGAGCUUCACAAAUCCUGGUGCUUAUCACUGCUGGGAAAUCCAGAGAUGAUGUUGGACAGGCAGCGGAUGCAGUGAAACGGGCUGGUAUAGUGCCCAUUGCUAUCGGGGCCAAGAGUGCAGACACAUCGGAGCUACAUCAGAUAGUUUCUAAUCCUGAUUCUGUUUUGAAGCUGAAAGAUUUCCAGGAAUUCCAAACUAUUCAACAAGACCUACUAUCUAAAGUUAGAGCAGAGUUUGUGAUUGAAGAUCCAAUUCCUCCUACUGAAGUUGUACCACAAGAAGUGAACAGGAGAGACAUUGUCUUCCUUAUCGAUGGAUCAGUUUAUGUUGGAAAUGUUAAUUUUAUUCAUAUCCGUGAAUUCAUCGCAAGAUUAAUUGAGACUUUGGACAUUGGAAGUGACAGAGUUCAAGUAGCUGUGGCACAGUACAGCGAUGAUGUAAAAACGGAAUCCUACCUAAACAGCUAUUCAACAAAAGCUGAUCUCCUGUCUCAUGUGAGAGGGCUCAAAGUGAAAGGUGGCAGAACAAUUAACACUGGGGCAGCACUGAACUAUGUCCUUCAAAACCACUUUACCAAAUCUGCAGGAAGUAGGAAAGAGGAAGGUGUUCCUCAACUAUUGAUGCUGCUCACUGGUGGAAAGUCCAGAGAUGAUAUCAAAUCAUCAGCAGAUGCCUUGAAGCGGGCUGCUGUAAUGACCUAUUCUGUGGGAGCCAGGAAAGCAGACCCAGCCCAGUUAAACGAAAUUUCAAGUGACCCCAGUUUGGUCUUCAAUGUAAAGGAAUUCCGCUCUCUUUCAGAUGUACAGAAUCAGGUGUUGGCACUGUUUUCAACAUCAGUUAUGACACCUUUGCCAACAACGAUUGUUCCACCAGUUACUAAAGCUGAAGUUGUACCACAAGAAGUGAACAGGAGAGACAUUGUCUUCCUUAUCGAUGGAUCAGUUUAUGUUGGAAAUGUUAAUUUUAUUCAUAUCCGUGAAUUCAUCGCAAGAUUAAUUGAGACUUUGGACAUUGGAAGUGACAGAGUUCAAGUAGCUAUGGCACAGUACAGCGAUGAUGUAAAAACGGAAUCCUACCUAAACAGCUAUUCAACAAAAGCUGAUCUCCUGUCUCAUGUGAGAGGGCUCAAAGUGAAAGGUGGCAGAACAAUUAACACUGGGGCAGCACUGAACUAUGUCCUUCAAAACCACUUUACCAAAUCUGCAGGAAGUAGGAAAGAGGAAGGUGUUCCUCAGAUAUUGAUGCUGCUCACUGGUGGAAAGUCCAGAGAUGAUAUCAAAUCGUCAGCAGAUGCCUUGAAGCGGGCUGCUGUAAUGACCUUUUCUGUGGGAGCCAGGAAAGCAGACCCAGCCCAGUUAAACGAAAUUUCAAGUGACCCCAGUUUGGUCUUCAAUGUAAAGGAAUUCCGCUCUCUUUCAGAUGUACAGAAUCAGGUGUUGGCACCGUUAUCAGUGCUGCCUGCUUUACAACAAGCUACUGAAGAGCCAGUUGUUACCACUAAGGAAGCUUUGCCUAAAGGAAUGAGCAAGGGAGACAUUGUGUUCCUUAUUGAUGGAUCAGAUUAUGUCGAGAACACGGAUUUCCCUUUUGUUCGUGAUUUUCUCACAAGUAUAAUAGAAAACCUCGAUAUUGGAAGUGACAGAGUGCAAAUCAGCCUGGUACAAUACAGUGAUUAUGCAGAAACUGAAUUCUAUCUGAACACCUAUUCUUCAGAAGAUGAAAUUCUCUCUCAUGUGGAAGGACUCAGACUGAGGGGUGGGAUGCCACUUAACACUGGAGCAGCACUGGAUUAUGUCCUUAGAAAUCACUUUACCAGAUCUUCAGGAAGUAGGAAAGAGGAAGGUGUUCCUCAGAUAUUGGUACUCAUCACUGCUGGAAGAUCCAGAGAUUACAUCAAACCAUCUGUGAAUGCACUGAACCAAGCUGCUGUAAUAACCUUUGCUGUAGGAACCACGAAUGCAGACCCAGCGCAGCUGAGAGAGAUUGCAAGUGACCCUAGUUUGAGCCUCAGUGUUCAGGAAUUCCGCUCCCUGCCUCAUGCACAGGAACAGGUGAUGAUGUUGAUAUCAGCGCCUCCUGCUCCACAAGAAUCUACUGACCCACCAGCUGUUCCCAUAAAUCCAGCAGAAAAAACAAGCAAGAGAGACAUUGUGUUCCUUAUCGAUGGAUCAGACAAUGUCGGUACAACAGAUUUUCCUUUUGUGCAUGAUUUUCUCACAAGUAUAAUAGAAAACCUCGAUAUUGGAAGUGGCAGAGUGCAAAUCGGUCUGGUACAGUAUAGUAAUUAUGCAGAAACUGAAUUCUAUAUGAAUACCUAUUCUUCAGAAGAUGAAAUUCUCUCUCAUGUGGAAGGACUCAGACUGAGGGGUGGGAUGCCACUUAACACUGGAGCAGCACUGGAUUAUGUCCUUAGAAAUCACUUUACCAGAUCUUCAGGAAGUAGGAAAGAGGAAGGUGUUCCUCAGUUGUUGGUGCUCAUCACUGCUGGAAGAUCCAGAGAUUACAUCAAACCAUCUGUGGAUGCACUGAACCAAGCUGCUGUAACAACCUUCGCUGUAGGAACCAGGAAUGCAGACCCAGCGCAGCUGAGAGAGAUUGCAAGUGACCCUAGUUUGAGCCUCAGUAUUCAGGAAUUCCGCUCCCUGCCUCAUGCACAGGAACAGGUGAUGAUAUUGAUAUCAGCGCCUCCUGCUCCACAAGAAUCUACUGACCCACCAACUGUUCCCAUAAAUCCAGUUGUACCAGAUGAAGGAAGCAAGAGAGACAUUGUAUUCCUUAUCGAUGGAUCAGACAAUGUUGGAAAUGGAAAUUUUCCUUUUGUUCGUGAUUUUCUCACAAGUAUAAUAGAAAACUUCGACAUUGGAAGUGACAGAGUCCAAGUUGGUCUGGUACAGUAUAGUAAUUUUGCAGAAACUGAAUUCUAUCUGAACACCUAUUCUUCAGAAGAUGAAAUUCUCUCUCAUGUGGAAGGACUCAGGCUGAGAGGGGGGAUGCCACUUAACACUGGAGCAGCACUGGAUUAUGUCCUUAGAAAUCACUUUACCAGAUCUUCAGGAAGUAGGAAAGAGGAAGGUGUUCCUCAGUUGUUGGUGCUCGUCACUGCUGGAAGGUCCAGCGAUGAUAUCAAACCAUCUACAGAUGCAUUGAAGCAAGCUGCUGUAAUAAUCUUUGCUAUAGGAGCCAGGAAUGCAGACCCAGCACAACUAAAAGAAAUCGCAAUUGACCCCAGUUUGGUUUUCAGAAUGCAGGAAUUCCGUUCUCUGCCACAUAUACAGGAACAGGUUAUGACACCACUAUCUACGCUGGCUGCCUCACGUGUACCUACUAAAAAGCCAACUGUUCCUGUUAAACAAGUUGUGCCUGAAGUAGUGAACAUGAGAGACAUUGUAUUCCUCAUUGAUGGAUCAGACCAUGUUGGAGACACAAAUUUUGCUCUUGUCCGUGAUUUUCUCGCAAGUAUAAUACAGAAUCUCGAUAUUGGAAAUCACGGAUUUCAAGUAGGCUUGGUACAGUACAGCACUCAUGCAGAUACUGAGUUCUAUCUGAACACCUAUUUAUCAAAAGCUGAUAUUCUAUCUCAUGUGAGAAGACUGAGACUGAAAGGUGGGACAAGACUUAAUACAGGUGCAGCCAUGGACUAUGUCUAUAGAUACCAUUUUAUCAGCUCUGCAGGAAGCAGGAAGAGAAAUGGUGCUGCUCAGUUUUUGGUGCUCCUGACUGGUGGAAGUUCCAGCGAUGAUGUUAAUCCAGCUGCUGCUGCAUUGAAGCGAGCUACUAUAAUGAGUUUUGCGGUAGGAGUCAAGAAUGCAGACUUAGCACAGCUAAAAGAGAUUGCUAUUGAUCCCAGUUUAGUCUUCAAUACAAAUGAAUACUAUUCUUUACCAAAUAUACAAGAAGAGAUGACAACACUAUUAUCAACUCUGCCUGCUCCACGGGCAAUUCCUGAAGAGCCAACUGCUCUCAUUAAACAAGUUGUGCCUGAUGAUGGAAGCAAGAGAGACAUUGUGUUCCUUAUUGAUGGAUCAGACAAUGUUGGAAACAGCAAUCUUCCUUUUGUCCGUGAUUUUCUCACAAGUAUAAUAGAAAACCUCAAUAUUGGAAGAGACAAAAUUCAAAUUGGACUGGUACAGUAUAGUAAUUAUGCAGAAACUGAAUUCUAUCUGAACACCUAUUCUUCAGAAGAUGAAAUUCUAUCUCAUGUAGAAGGACUCAGACUGAGAGGUAGGACAAUCCUUAAUACUGGUGCAGCACUGGACUCUGUCCUCCGAUAUCAUUUCACUAGAUCUGCAGGAAGUAGGAAAGAGGAAGGUGUUCCUCAGAUACUGGUACUCAUCACUAGUGGAAGCUCCAGAGAUGAUGUUAAAGCACCGGCAGAUGCAUUAAGGCAAGCUGCUAUGAUAAUCUUUGCCAUAGGAGCCAAGAAUGCCAACCCAGCACAGAUGAAAGAAAUUGCAAUGGACCCAGGUCUGGUGUUCAAUGUACGGGAAUUCCACUCCCUGCCAGAUAUACAGGAACAAGUGAUGACAUCAUUAUCAACACUGGCUGUUCCAGUAGUAACUCAUAACAAACCAACAGUAAUUGCUGGAAGACCAACGGACACUAUUAUAGAAGUUUCAGCAGUCUGGAAGAGAGAUAUAGUCUUCCUAAUCGAUGGUUCUCCUGGAAUGGGAAGAUCAUUUCUUCAAGUCCGUGAGUUUCUUAAUAAAAUGAUCCAGGAGCUCGAUAUUGGACCUGACAAAGAUCAAGUUGCUGUGGUACAAUACAGUUCAAACCCAAGACUUGAAUUUGGACUUAACAGUCAUUCAACUAAAGAUGAGGUUUUGGAUGCAAUAAAAAAGCUGAGAUUAAAAGCAGGAAGACCCCUCAACACUGGUGCUGCACUGGACUAUGUCACAAGGAAUGUCUUCACUCCAUCUGCAGGGAGCAGGAGUGAAGCAGGAGCUUCACAAAUCCUGGUGCUUAUCACUGCUGGGAAAUCCAGAGAUGAUGUUGGACAGGCAGCAGAUGCAAUGAAACGGGCUGGGAUAGUGCCCAUUGCUAUUGGGGCCAAGAGUGCAGACACGUUGGAGCUCCAACAGAUAGUGUCUAAUCCUGAUUCUGUUUUGAAACUGGGAGAUUUCAAGGAAUUGCAAACUGUUCAACAAGAAUUACUCUCUAAAGUUAGAGCAGUGUUUGCAAUUGAGAAAGCAACAGUUACCACUGAAGUUCUACCAAAGCAAAUGAGUGAGAGAGACAUUGUGUUCCUCAUUGAUGGAUCAGACAAUGUUGGAAACACAAAUUUACCUAUUGUCCGUGAUUUUAUGACAAGAAUCAUUCAGAACCUGGCCAUUGGAAGUGACAAGGUGCGUGUAGGCCUGGCACAGUACAGUGAUGACACAGAAGUUGAGUUCUAUCUAAAUACUUAUUCAUCAGAAGCUGAACUUCUGUCUCAUAUCAGAAGUCUCGGACUGAGAGGGGGGUCAACAGUCAACACUGGUUCAGCAUUGGAUUUUGCCAUUAAAUACUAUUUUACUAGUUCUGCAGGAAGCCGAAUAAAAGAAAAUGUUCCUCAGUUUUUGGUGCUCGUUACUGGUGGAAGGUCCAGCGAUGAUGUGGAAGCACCAGCAGAUGCAUUGAAGCGAGCUGCAGUAAUGACCUUUGCUGUUGGAGUCAAGCAUCCAGACCCAGCACAGCUAGAAGCGAUUGCAAUUGACCCAAGUUUGAUCUUCAAUGUAAAGGAAUUCCACUCUCUGUCAGAUAUACAGAAUCAGAUGAUGGUACCAUUGACAACACUGACUGUUCCAACAGUAAUUAUUGAAGAAACAACAAUAAAACCUGAAGAGGAACCUGUUCCUCCUACAGAAGCCAGGAAGAGAGAUAUCGUCUUCCUAAUUGAUGGGUCUCCUGGAAUGGGAAGAUCCUUCCCUCUAGUCCGUGAGUUUCUUAAUAAAAUAAUUCAGGAGUUCGAUAUUGGACCUGACAAAGAUCAAGUUGCUGUGGUACAAUACAGUUCAGACUCGAGAGUUGAAUUUGGCCUCAAUAUUCAUUCAACUAAAGAUGAGGUUUUGGAUGCAAUAAAAAAGCUGAGAUUGAAAACAGGAAGACCCCUCAACACUGGUGCUGCACUGGACUAUGUCACAAGGAAUGUAUUCACUCCGUCUGCAGGGGGUAGGGGCGAUGCUGGAGCUUCACAAAUCCUGGUGCUCAUCACUGCUGGGAAAUCUAGAGAUGAUGUUGGACAGGCAGCAGAUGCAGUGAAACAGGCUGGUAUAGUGCCCAUUGCUAUCGGGGCCAAGAGUGCAGACAUGUUGGAGCUACAACAGAUUGUAUAUGAAUCCAAUUUUAUUUUGAAACUGAGAGAUUUUAGAGAAUUGCCAAGUAUUCAAAAGGAACUGAUAUCUAAAGUCAAAACCGUUUUCCUUAUUGAGGAAAUAACUGCUGUUAAUACUGAAGUUUUGCCUGAAGAAGUGAACAAGAGAGACAUUGUGUUCCUUAUUGAUGGAUCAGACAAUGUUGGGAACACAAAUUUACUUCUUGUCCAUGAUUUCAUCAGAAAUAUAAUUGAAAACCUCAAUAUUGGAAGUGACAGAGUGCGAGUGGGUCUGGCACAGUUCAGUCACAAUACAAAAACUGAGUUCUAUCUUGAUACCUACUCAUCAAAAGCUGAAGUUCUGAGUCAUGUCAAAGGACUCAAAUUGAAUGGUGGAACAAUGCUCAAUACUGGUGCAGCACUGGAUUUUGUCUUUAGAAACCACUUUACCAGUCAUGCAGGAAGCAGAAAAGAUCAAGGAGUUCCACAAUUUCUGGUGGUGUUCACUGGUGGUAGAUCGAUGGAUGCUGUUAAACCAUAUGCAGAUGCACUAAAGCGAGCUGCCAUAGCAACCUUUGCUGUUGGAGUAAGAAAUGCAGACCCAGCACAACUGCGAGAAAUUGCAACUGACUCCAAUUUGGUUUUCAGUGUCAAAGAAUUCCAUAAUCUACCAAAUGUACAGGAACGGGUGAUGACACCAUUGUCAACACUAUCUGCUCCAACAGUAACUACUGGAGAAUCAAUUGUAAUUGCUGGAGAACCACUAGUUACUAAUGAAAAAGCGUCUGUAGCCAGGCAGAGAGAUAUUGUCUUCCUUAUUGAUGGCACUCUUGGAAUGGGAAAAGCAUUUCCUCUAGUCCGUGCAUUUCUGAUUAGACUAAUCCAGGAACUUGAUAUUGGACCUGAUAAAGAUCAAAUUGCUGUGAUACAAUACAGUCAUGACUCAAAAACUGAAUUUGGACUUAAUACUUAUGCAAGUAAAGAUGAGGUUUUGGCUGCAACAACACAGCUCAGAUGGAAAACAGGAAGAGUCCUCAACACUGGUGCUGCGCUGAACUAUGUUACAAGAAAUGUCUUUAUCACAUCUGCUGGGAGCAGACAAGAUACUGGAGCUACGCAGAUUCUAGUGCUCAUCACUGCAGGAAAAUCCAGGGAUGAUGUUGGACAGGCAGCAUUCGCAGUAAAGCAAGCUGGUAUAGUGCCCAUUGCUAUCGGGGCCAAGAAUGCACAUUCUGCAGAGCUGCAACAGAUAGUAUAUUCUCCUGAUUUUGUUUUUGUACUAAAAACCUUUCACACUAUACCAACCAUCCAACAACAGUUGAUAUCGAUAUUGAAAUCAGUUUCUGUUGAAUCACUUUAAGAUCAGCCUCAAUGAAUAACAUAACAGACUGUCAUGCCUGUGGAUUUUUAUGUUGCACCAUUCAAGCUCCUCUCCAUACAUUAAACUAUAGAACGAUAAGGAAGAAUAACAGUCGUGAAACUCACUUCACAAUCAGAACAACAUGAAAACCAACUAUCUUUGGAAGCCACUAUUUUGCCAAUAAUUUUCCCUUGUGCUUUCAACUAUCAGUGUAAAAUUGUAUCUAUAUAUCUGGCUUAUUUUAUAAAAUUAUAGUCAAUAGAAUUACCUUGGAAAAAUAUGGACAUAAUGUAAGGAACUAGGCAGCACUAUUCACCCAGCUUAAUUGCAUUACUCUCCACAGCAAAACAUUUUAGAGAUUGUGGUUGAAAAAGUCCAUGGCAUGAUUGGAUGUUAAGUUACCUCGAUCAUGAAUGAUUUUCUGUUACACUCCUUUUCCUUUUGAGUUAUGUAUGUAUGCCAAAGCGCAUCAGCUACUCCUUAGUAUGUUUGAUAUUUUCAAAUCCAAUUUUCUCAGCUGCCUGCCUGCUCAAUAAAUGAUCAGAAUUAUCUCUUUCUAGCCAUUGGGCUCCAUCAAAUUGGAAUCUAGCUCUUCCAAACCUAUCUGGGUUUAAAUCCUCUAUAUGCCAUCAGGGAAUUCUAAAGUAAGAAAUAAAAUUUGAUUUCAAAACAAAA